Messenger RNA from Capsaspora owczarzaki ATCC 30864, 297 nucleotides. RefSeq lists its product as hypothetical. Bases 1 to 297 code for a protein of 98 amino acids. The record is from RefSeq and is a predicted model, not a curated record. The transcript is spliced from 2 exons. Lineage: Eukaryota; Filasterea; Ministeriida; Capsasporidae.
AUGAGUGCUAUCAGUACCGUAUUUAGCGACUUGAAAGCCAACAAGGAGCUCAUUCCGCUGGUGACCUUUGUCGGCUCUGCAGUGACGUUCGGCGUUGCAGCGAUGAUUCACACAUCGGUCAGCGCCAAAGACGUUGUUUUCCACCACCGCAGCAACCCGUUCCCGUGGCAGUCCACCAACCAACCCGCGACCCCUCCCGUCACCGUGCCGCGUUUUUUUUUGGCCACUCCGUCCCGCGCUGGCUGUAACUGCACUGCUUCGUCUGCCCUUGGGCGAGCCUGCAUUCCCUGUACAUAG